AAACACCUAACGUCCGCUAUACUGAAUACGCCAAGAGUUAUCCUACGUCUUCUGGGUAAAGAGACUCGGGAGCUGGAGGCAAGGGUAUGGGUACGAUUUCCCAUUUUUUCAAGUUUUGUACUCAUGCAAGUAACAUGUGAUUAUGUCUUCAAUAUUUCAGUAAAGCAGUUUUCGAGAUACUUACAAAAAUAUAAUGUCCUCAAACGGCUUCCUCCAGGUUGUUGCUAACUGUUUUUUCAGUGUGUCGGGUUUGUACUGACAUAACUUUUAAGGGUGAUAAAAACUAGUCGUGUUAAAAGGGUGGUCGUAUUGGCUGGCUUCCUCUGUCGAACUAUAGGGUCUAGGCGUUUUACAUUGGUGCAUAAUAAACACAAGACCAAAACAUUUUUUUACAAUUGUUAUUCGUUUUUUGUAGCAUUAUUAUGUAAUUAUGACCUAAAUACAGCAAGGGAAACCCUUGUAAGACUGCUUAUCUAAAAUGCCUUCGUUGGAAAUUUCAGUGGAAGCUGUAAUCGACUUUUUUUCAAAGAUGGCUUCAAUUCACUUGAUUUUUCUGUUCUUCUUGGUGUGGAAAAUUGCAAAACGUAAGUACUUUUCUGAAGACUAAAGGCCGUCGAAAGGAAUUACUCACUCCUGGUUGCAUUGAUCUUAUAACAACUCAGUGCCGAGUUUCAUUUUAAAAGCAAUUUUAGUUUACCCGGGUAGUUAAGUAGUUAUUGAAAAUUUAGUCGAACCUCCCGUAAGCAACCGCCCCAAAUGCGAAGAUUAGCUAAGAUUUAGUGGUCGCUUACCUUUAGACUGAUAGGUGUUUUUUUUCCGGGAAGAGUUCCCAAGUCUUGAACUUUUUAGAAAAGGCCAUGCUGGCGUGGAGUUCCUAAGCCCAUAUCAGCAACAAGCAUUAAACUUCAUAAACAGGUGUAGAAAGACCGCUACACAACCAAUCAAAUGGUUUUGAAUAAAAAAUUCAUUCUUGCUUUGCAAGAAGAGCAAGAGACGAGUGCACCCCCUCCUAAAAAAAAUCCUGGAUCCGCCCCUGCAUACCCUUAACCUUUUAAUACCAAAACUCUUAAGAUCAACCGAGGAUGCAAAAUAAGACCUUUACGAUGAAUUUACUUAACUUUCUGUUUUACGCAAAAUUUAGCGUGUUACUCUUGUCCCUUGGACUUCGAAAAUGGAAACCUUGGUGGCUGGACUUUGACCGGUAAUGCGUUUAAUAAUCAACCAACGUACGGUGACAACCCGACAGCUCGGAACAGAGGGCAGCCAGCCAAUCAACAGGGGAACUGGUGGAUCGGAGGCUCCGAGAACCGUCCCUCCCCUGAUUCUCCAGCAGGAGCAACGAUAGGUGACGGACCCCAGGGUACUCUACGUUCCCCCGCUUUUAACAUCGUUGGCAGCGGAUCCAUCUCUUUCCUGAUUGGUGGGGGUUGUAAUAUCAAUGUUGUCAGGGCAGAGUUGGUCAUAAAUGACCAGGUAUGCUUGUAUGUGCUUCACCCUUACAAAGACAGUCCACUUAUUCUUGAUACUUUUGUUUAAUAUCAAACAUCAAAGCCCAUGAAUGAAGCUGUCUGUCCUCGCCGGUAGGGACGUUCUGUGAAACGAGUCCAACGGCGAGGACCGAGGAGAGAUGGCUCUAGUCCCAGGGCUACAAACAUCGUCGACAGUGACCCAAAGAUUGCAAUGUAAAUAUCAAUUUUUAUAGAAAAUUCAUGUAGCUGGGUAAUUAUUUGUCACACCAGUCUAAUUCCUGAGGUCUCAGUCUGUGUGGUGGGCAGCAAGAGCAGUGUCAUAGCAAGAGCCUUUUUACUGUGCUAAAUCUAAAGUCAGACUUUUUGGGGGUGGUGAAAGCUGGGGGCAAGUUUUACAAAAGAAAAUGUAACUAUACGUAAUAUGACACUUUUUCCUUUCUUCGGCUUUGAUAUCUUUUUCUAUUCGAUUUCCCGAGUUACUGAAAAUCCAGAUCUCCCCCGGAGGACACUCAACAAAGUUGAACACGGGGAGGCUCUGCCCCGAGGUCCAACCCCUUACCCUCUUAUAUACCAUUUUUAACAGGAAAGGUACCCCUUUCGUAUACCUUCUAAAAUAGUUUAGAACAGUGCAUCCCUUUUAACUGUUUUAAAUGCUCCGUAUUUAAACAUGAAUAAAUCACUAAACUAAAAAGUUUUCCCUUUUUGGCCCUUUUACAGACCGGAAUGACAGAUUUCCCUACCAUUUCAUGUUCUGAAAAAGGUACCCCUUUCGAGGGCGGAGCCUCCCUGUAUAGGCCAUUAUAGGGGUACCUCCGAGAACAGCCUCUGAUCCCCUCCCUUCUUAGGCAGCAGGAUAGAAUGUCUUCGCCAUAAACUGGCGCGGAAAAAUCGCACUCGAGUUCUCAUGUUCUCAUGGAACUUUUUGUGUAUUCUUAGGUGGUCAGAACUGCCACUGGGAAAUGCACUAAGACGAUGAUUCGUGAAAGCUGGGACGCACAAGAAUUUGUCGGUCAGGAAGGUUUUGUUCGAUUGGUGGAUUCUAGCUCGGACAGCUGGGGUCACAUCAAUUUUGAUGACAUGCGUGGAGACAUUGACUGCAACGUUUGCCAGUGAAGCAACUUAUGCUGGUCAGGGGUACUUGCUAAAACUUGUGGAGUUGAAUAUAGUUUGAGGAAUAGUUGUUUUUAAAAGUUCAAAAAUUUAGAAACCAUAGAAAGGAAACGCAUGCAAAUUGACUGAUUCUUGUAAAAUAUUGUCAAUAAAAUAAGUGUACUUGCAUGGUAAUAAACUGGACAUGGCUAAAAACAAAAUGGCUGCAUUUUAUGAUUGUAAAUACUACGAGGUGAUAAUUUUUAGCUUGACUUACUUUAUCUCUUUUUCCCCCACUUCCUGUGCCAAAAAUGGCGUCAAUAUGUUGCUUAGCAAUCGAGAUCCCAGUUUAAGAAGGUAAUUUCCAAAUAAUAAGCAGAUCGCACUGAAUAUUUUGUCUUUAAAUGACCUCAAUUAUACAAAAAUACCAGUAAUUACUACAAUAAACUCGACUUUCCCUUGUGGUUCAAAGAUGAACCCUUUUAUCAAGAGACUCUCGCGCUGAAAUUAGCCGGGUGUGUUAGGUGGCUGUACAGACUAAAUCUAUUACCCUUUUACGAAUUCUCUGUAAUAAUUAGGGUUAGAUAUUCUGCGUUAUACUUCAGCUGUGCAUAUCAGUUGUUUAUUCAAAAGUACUCACAAUGAUUCUUGGAAUCCUCCGUCGUCAGCUGGUACAAUAGAAAUUUGUUUCAGGUAAUUUGCCUGCAUUGAUCAAUGUGCUACAUUAUAUCUCCUAGGGUGGAAAUUAAACUGAAACACUGAGGGUAAGUUCUUCCACUUAUCACAACAGUCACAAUUAACCGCAGAAAACAGAUUUUAUACCGUACCAUUUGUCUGCAUUCAGCUGAGUGCACGUAAGUGAAAAAUGGAUUUCAGUCGGCUUAAUUGAGACUUAACAAUGACUCUUUGGCCUAUCAAACUAGACCGCUCCCGAAGUCAGAAAUUUGACAAAAUAUUGUUUUAGAACAAUGCUGAGGAAUAAAAUGCAGUCGAAGCUCCUUUUAGAGAGUCACUGACACCGAAACUGACUUUUGCGGGUAUAAUAUUCAUUAAAUAAGAAAAUGAUUUUUUUGUUCAAGGCGGCCGCAUUCAAGUAGAAUUUUUUUCUUACGAAUGACCAAACUCCCCGGGACAAAAAAAACCAAAUUGAAGAUGAAAUUCACCUUUCUCUUCCACUGCCCGAAAUAUUCAACUCUUAGAAAUGAUUUUUUCAUCAAAUACAAAUUAAAGUUAUUUUACAAACUUUAAGCAAAUACCCUGCUCGGACCUAGCUAGGGAUUAAACUAAUGAAUUCCAAAGAUAGCUACGUUAAUUUACGACUGAUGAACUUUGUCUCAUUAUUAAUUAAUUUACGUGAUAUCUUACUAUCACUUCAGAAUGAUCACACUUAAUUUUUACUCCAAAUGUAUUUUUUAGACCCUAUCCUUUUGCAAUACUAUAAUUACUUAAGGUCGUGCAAAUAAGGUUUGUUGUUGUUGACUCAUUGAUUGCCUUUCCUCAAUGAGUAGCCCAGAUUAGGGCCACAACAAUCUGGCCGUAUUAAUGCAAUGGUCGUAUUGACGAGGUUCUCAGAUAUCGAAAUGACUGACUAUUUUUACUUUUGGUCCAAAAGAACGAGGAUGAGGCACUGUGGUCGCACGGGCGAAACGGGGUGAUAGUAAAGUAAGGCGGCGUAAGUUUUUAUUAAGACUUGCUUGGUCGUUUGCAAAUAGAUUUAAGUAAUUUAUGUUUUAGAAAGCUGUUCAGAAAAUAACUGUUAUUCUUGCAUUUAAUUUUUAAAUCUUUAGGACUCUUUCUUCAGACAUGACCGCAAGUCGAGUGAUAUUUCUGUCUUUGCUUUACUUGGCGAUGGGGUAUUGUAAGUACGCUUAUAUGAACAACUAGCAAGGCCAAAUAUCCCUUUCUAAGUGUAGUCACGUGUAGUAGUAAUCAAACUCGGCAUUAAACUUUAAGAAUGAUUUUAGAGUGGUUUUACUUGUAAAAUACUACGCACUAAUACUAUUGUCUUCUUUUGUUUACCUCCCGCUAUUUUGUACUAUUUGUAUCUGUUUCACGGUUAGGGUAAAAUCACUCUAGAAUUUGCGUGCACCGUUAAUUUGAUAUUGAUGCUUCUUUUUCAAUUUUCUCCUGGGCCAGAUUAGAAACUCCGAGUCCGUCGGCAAUUUCGCAGUAAACUGAAAAGAAAUAUUUCAUUAACGUUCCAGUUUUAGAAUUUCGAGGUGAUUAGGUGAUUUUGGGCGUAACUGUCAAUUUCCAAAAAAGUACUGUAUACACAAACGGAACCUAGAGUUCUACUCUCCGUAAUUUACAGUCAACUCCCUCUUAAUGGACAACUCUAUGAGACUAUAAGACGGACACUUCGCUAACUGACGGACACCUAGAGUUGGUCCAUGCCUUUCUUUAUUCCUUAUAGCUUACUAUCUACUUUAUAAGAUGGACAUUUCUCUAAGACGGACAAGUGCCGGUACCAAAAAGGUGUCCGUCUUAGAGAGAGUUGAUUAUAUUUGGUUUGUUGCCUCGCUCACUAGCCUGCGUGGCCGGCGUUGAAAGGGGAAGGGGAAGGAGACGCCCCACACGCUCUCGCGCGCGCCCAAAUUCCCCCUUCCCCUUUCAACGCCGGCCACGCAGGCUACUCGCUCACAGGCACUUCAUUCUUGGCCACUCGCUCGAAUUCGCGUACCAGCACUCCUGUGGUACGCAAUCAUAUCCAAGUCUCGUUUAAAAUGCUUAAAAAAGAAAUAAAAAUUGAUUUCGUUUUUGCCACAUAGCUUUCCAAUCUGCUUGUCCCUUUGACUUUGAGACUGGAAACCUUGACGGAUGGACUUUGACCGGCACUGCGUUCAAUAAUCAACCAACGUACGGUGACAACCCUACAGCUCGGAACAGGGGGCAGCCAGCCAAUCAACAAGGGGACUGGUGGAUCGGAGGCUCCGAGGACCGUCCCUGCCCUAAAGUAACAGGGGGUUAUGUUAUAGGGGACGGACCCCAAGGGACUUUAACUUCUCCACCAUUUGUUAUCAUUGGUAGCGGCUCGAUAAACUUCUUGAUUGGUGGGGGCUGUUCCAUCGAUGUCGUCAGAGCAGAGUUGAUUGUAAAUGAUCAGGUGAGAGCGCAUUACUUACAUUUAACCCAACAGAUACAAAAUUUUAGUCGGUAGAAAAUGACUAUUAUGUCGCCACAUUUCCUUAAAUGACGUCAAGAUCUCCGCACAUGGGAUCCUGGAAAGAAAAAAUGGCAAACGGACCCAGGGAUCACAAAGCACGAACGCGCCCAAGUACACAGGGUUCGAGCAAUUCUUGACUUUCACUACUAAAUAUUACAGUAGUUGAAAUACGCUUGUAGACUUUCCCAAUUGUAUACAUUUAUAUUGUUUUUCAGGUAGUCAGAAGAGCCACUGGAAAAUGCACUGAGACGAUGAGCCGUGAAAGCUGGGACGUGCAUGAAUAUGUGGGCCAGCUUGCUCGUUUGCGUUUGGUGGAUGCCAGCUCAGGAGGCUGGGGUCACAUCAACUUUGACGAUAUGAAGGGAGACAUUGACUGUAGCAAUUGUUGAGACCACGGAUCAGUUAAUUGAAUUUAAUAAAACAAAAACUUGGAAAAGCUUCUUUGAAACAUAACUUAACUUCCGUUCACACUAAAAUGGUGACCUGGUAUGGUUAUCCCCUAUUAUUAACCCACGAAUGGAAACAGUUUAUUAUUUCAAUAGGUUUUGCGUUAGAACAAACGUCAGUAAUUGAGAAAUUAUCACAAAUUCUUGGUAGCCGGACCCCUUUAAGUUCAACCAAACAUUUUUUUUUUAAAUUUUUGUGUCCUUUAAUAAUUAUGCCUCAAUUGCGUAUACUUAUUGCGUUCGAGGUACGAGAACGCAACCCCUAAUUUGUGUUGGGUGUUCUGUGCCUUAUUGGGUGUCCUGUGCAGUUAAUAAGGGAGGUUUUUUUGAGAUUGCAUUUUCGUUGUCGUCGACACACAUUUGCCUCACUUUGAAGUGCUUGCUUACGUUUUGUCUCACUUUGACGCGGUAUUUCACGGGGUGUUUCGUGUGUCCUCGGCGUUCAGUUGAGGUCUGAUAUUCUGUCUUAGUAAAGCGUUCAUCUUUUAAAAAGUUUGCUGAAUCUUCGUAUAGCGUACAUCGAUCUGUGUUUGCUGAAUCUUCCAAAGCGUUCAUCUUUCAGAAGUUUACUGUUAACUUUUACUUUGGAUUAAGCCUUCAUAUCUUUCAGCAUGGUUCGUCACUGUCUUUGGAAAAUGUGUGCGAUUUAUAUACUGGUGCAUGUAUCAAACCGGGUUUAGUUCGGUUGCCUUUGUGUCACAAAGUAAAUAUACCGAGUUGUGUAGCUCGGUAGCCGUUGUCAGGCCACUGAGUAAAUUUAUCGAGUUGUGUAGCUCGGCGGCCGUUGUGUCACAACGUAAAUCUACCGAGUUGUGUAGCUCGGUAGCCGUUGUGCCACAAAGUAAAUCUACCGAGAUGUGAGGCUCGCCAUUUGAUCAUGACUUGUGAUAUUUUCGGCACCAGACUAACGAACACUUUAACUCUAUGUUAUUUACUAGGAGUAAUCGGAGCUUAGGAGAGUGCGUUCGAUAUGUUUGUUGAGGCAGAAGGGUGGUUGCGAUGUAGAUAAACAUGAUUAUGGCAUAUUUUGAACGCAAGGGUUGCGUACAGCGAAACCUCUAUUUAAACUGUGUAUCAUUUUAAGAACUUUUUUAUCGUAUGGUUCGGUGUCAAGUGCUUUUAAUCGGAGGAGACAUUGGACAGCGUCGGACGUGUAAAUGGAACAUUUUUUUUUACUGGCGCGAGUUACAGGGCGCAGUUUCUCAAAAACAUUUCUUCUGAUAAUUUCCUCUGUUAUUUUUAACAGCAUCCAAUCAUCAACUUGUUGACAAAAUGAAUUACAUUGAAUUUACUGGUUUAAAAGCUUUCACAUCUGAAUUCAAACUUCGCACUAACCCUAUCAAAAACCUUCAGUGGAACGUGUGUGCGGCUCACGUCAAUAACUUUUCCAGUAAUUGGUCGAGCGUGUUGAUUUCAGUGACUCGAGAGUGGCGCUACUGUGGGCUGAUUUAUAAGUUUUUCCUAAUAAAUAACAUAGAGUUAAAGUGUUGGUUUGUCCGGGGCCGAAAAUAUCACAAGUCAUGGUCAAAUGGCGCCGCCGAGCUUCACAUCUCGGUAGAUUUACUUUGUGGCACAACGGCUGCCGAGCUACACAACUCGUAAAUUUACUAUGUGACAAAACGGCCGCCGAGCUACACAACUCGGUAAAUUUACUAUGUGCCAUAACGGCCGCCGAACUAAACCCGGUUUGAUGCAUGCACCAGUAGUCGCAGACAUUUUCCAAAGACAGUGACGAACCAUGCUGAAAAAUAUGAAGGCUUAAUCCAAAGUGAAAAUUUAACAGCAAACUCCUGAAAGAUGAACGCUUUGGACGAUUGAGCAAUCACAGAUCGAUGUACGCUUUACGAAGAUUCAGCAAACUUUUUAAAAGAUGAAAGUUUUACGAAGAAUAUCAGACCUUAGCAAACCUUUGAAAGAUGAACGCCGAGGACACAACAAUCACCACAUGAUUUAGCGCGUCAAAGCGAGACAAAACUUAAGCAGGCGCCUCAAAGCGAGGCAAAUGUGUGUCGACGACGAACGAAAAUGCAAUCUCAAAAAAACCUCCCUUAUUAAUUGCACAGGUCACCCAAUAAUGCACAGAACACCCACAGUUACCCCUUUUUAGCAAAAUCUCUUUCGACUGGAAAAAAAAAUAAAUUAAUAUAAUGAAAAGCAACGACUAGAGCGUAAUACUGAGACUGUCCUUGUUUGCGAACUGUAUCUUACAGUAUUUUGUCUGAUCUGGCCUUCAGAAUUAUCGCUUUUUCUUACUUACGGACAUAACGGACACUGCAUAGUGUAUAGUGUUUCAGUUUCUAAAGAAACUGUAAACACAAAAACAGGACCCGUCCGGUGUAAAGAGCACUUAAAUGUGGAGUGUAGAGGUGUUAUUUUUAUCUGUUAUUGUAUCUGUCUAUCUAUCAUUUCUUUCUAGAGAAAAUAAAUCCCAGUAUCCUUAGUGAGCAUCCGCACCUGAAUAGACCAUUUACAGUUAUCCUAGCCCUUGAAUGAAUGAGAGGCUGAGAUUGACCUCGUUUUGAUACAAACCUCUUUCCUUUUCUUAUGGAAAUUAUGCUUAAAAAAUACUAGUUAGGAUAAGAAUGACAUGAUUUACAUAACAAAGCACGAAGGGUUGUAUCAAAACAAGGUCAACUCCAGCCUCGUUUCCACCUGUAACUGUAAAGUGGACUAUUUGGAAAUCAGACUCAGCAAAUAAAAAGCCGUUGUCUCUACUGAGGCAUUCUAAAGAAGAAAGCAAUUGAUUAAUCUUUUAUCUCAGUCUCCUCCAACAUUAUGUGUAACCAGCGGUCGAUCAAUUCGCUAAAUCUUCUCGGCGAGGUUGCAGAAGCCACUGUAUUGCACCUCAUCAGGUGUAACGUCAUAAUGGUAGUGACCUCCUUCUCCAUGAUCGCUAAAGCAGUGAAAAUGCUCAACGCGUAAGUCAAGGCCCUGAAACAAACAAACAAAAAAAUCAUUUACAUUUUUUAUGAAUCCGAUGAUCGAAACUCGUUACUAGGGGAUCGGGGAGUGGGAGUUUGCUUGGAAGCUAAAAACCGGCUUAUUAAAUAUAUUCUGCCUUAUAUGGAUUAUUUUUAUCUUCUCGGUUCAGUUGAAAUGCUUCUAUAUUUUGCCUAAAAUCGAGCCGUAACAUAAUAAAUUGGACAAUGGCGAAUAUUCCGCCUACAUCGUAACAGUUUCAAGGGAAACUUACGACGUGAAUACGGGCAAAUUAACUUCUUCUAGGCAUUAAACCGAUUUGUCACAUAUCACAUAACUGACGCAAAACGGAAGUAGAUGCAAUUGUCCGUUAUUAAGGCGUACCUUCGGUGCCAGCAAGUGCGCAAGUAAGAAAGUUAACAAUAGCGCGGCGGUCUGAAUAAUCCCUCGGCAAUGCUGCUUGUGGAAACUCCACAAGCUACCUUGAACAUAUCAGACACGCAGACCUUGGUCUUGUCAGGGUUUAGAAGGACUGCGUCUCCCUUACCCCAAACAACAACAGUUGGAAGAAUGAGAUGCUGCGACGAAUUCGGAGAGACUAUCCGAGCAGCUCCUACACUACUCUUUAGAAGAUGCUCCGACGAUGGCUUGUGAAAGCUGACCACGAAUAAACCAUUUCAGAGCUUCAAAAGCUCACUUUGAGAACGAAGCUAAGCGAAAAAACGUCGUUGUGAAAAUGAGUUUUAUUUGCAUGAGAAAUUAUAAGAAAUCAUGUUCACAUCAAUGGGUUUGCACUUUGCCUCACUUUGAAACAGAGGCUAUAGACAACUCGGAAAUCGACUAUUAUGGCAGAAUAAAAUUGGUAUUAGGUUUAAUUGCAUCUACAGAGCGCUUCUUUCUUCAGUUCAGUUCUUUCCGUAUUUAUAGCCCUCAAAACUCACCCCAAAAUAUCUGGACAUCUCUCAUAGAGUUUCUUCAAAGUUGAUAAAGAUCUAGACGGUUAUUGGAGGUACGAGUUCAUGUGAAAACCGGAUUUUCCAAAAGACUUUCUGUGCCAAAAAUACCAACGUAAGUUAACAGAUGAUGGCGUCAAUAUGUUAAUCUGAAAUUGAGAUCCCAAUUUAAGAAUGUAACAUCCAAAUAAUAAGCAGAACGCACUAAAUAUUUUGUCUUUAAAUUACCUCGAUUCUACAAAAAUACCAGUAUUUACUACAAUAACUUGACUGUCCUUUGUGGUUCAAAGAUCACCCCCUUUAUUAAGAGAAUCGCGCGCUGAAGGUAGCAGAGUGUGUUAGAUGGCGGUAGAGACUGAAUCUAUUACUCUUUUAUGAAUUCUCUGUGAUAAUUAGGGUUAGAUAGUCUGCCUUAUACUUCAGCUGUGCAUAGAAGUUGUUUGUUCAACAAUACCCACAAUGAUUCUUGGAAUCUUCCCACGCCAGCUGAUACAAUAGAACUUUGUUUCAGCUGAUUUGGCUGCAUUGAUCAGUGUGCUUCAUCAUAUCUCCUAGAGUGGAAAUUAAACCGAAGCACUGAGGGUAAGUUCUUCCACUUAUCACAACAGUCACAAUUAAGCGCAGAUAGCAGAUGUUAUACCGUAUUAUUAGUCUACAUUCAGCUGAGUGCACGUAAGUGAAAAGUGAAUUUCAGUCAUAGUUGCCAACGAGGCAACCGAGCUAAGAAGCGAGGUUGCCUCGGCGGCAGAAUUAUAACGCCGCGCAAUGUAGGCCAAAACUCUCAAAUUCUGCGUAACCCUCUAAAAUUUGCAUUUUUGACCAUAUUUGGGUGUAAAUAAGACCCCAUAUUUGGGUGGUGACGUCACGGUCUUGUAUUUACAACUCGUGGUCCGAAAUUGGGUGAUUCAGUGUGCAGCUGUUCCUUGUCUGUUCAAGAGGACCUAACAGGUGAGCAAGCUUUAAUACGAUUUCUAGUUUGAAAGGGCAAUUAGUGCUCUGGUUUGCUUUAUAAAUUGCCUUUAAAGCAGCAGCUAAUCAAGGAAUAGGGUUUUACGCUCAAAUUUUUGUCAGAACCAGCUUGUUUUUUGCAGCUCGAUUUACAUUGAGGUAGCGUGUUCGCUGCUCGACUCAGAACCAGGUUUUCAGCUUUCCCUUUUCCUUUGUGAAUUGAAUUUUAAGCGGUAAUUGAUCAAGGCAUAGGCUUAUAUUCUCAAAACUUUUAUCAGAACCAACGUGUUCUUCCCAGGUCAAUUUACACUGAGCCAGUCCGCACCUCCCGUGAGGAAUGCAACGCGUUUGCGGACCUUUUUUUUAAAAUUUAUUUAUGUCUUUCGAGAGAUUUUGUCAAGCAGCAUGUUUUUUUGCUGCUCGAUUUACAUUGAGACAGCCCAAAUCUCCCGUGGGGAAUGCAACGAAUUUGCGGACCUUUUGUUUUCAAGAGACUCUUUGUCCUGUGACACUCGCUCAUUAAAUCUUUGUAUUUUAUUCAAGUUUACAUUUUUAUACCUCUGAUACAUUCCGCCCCAUUCUUGCGCUUUUCACACAUUUUACUUGACACCAAUUUUUUCUGGUGUGUAUUACCCCGCGAAAUAAUGUUCUUAUCCCUGAUGACGCUGUUGCUCGGAACUUAAUUAUCAUUUUUAAUUUCAGCAGACAAAGACCUCAUUUAAACUAUACUUUUUAACGUUUAUAGUUUUGCUAGAAUGGAAUUUUCCAAGAAACAUAAGUGCUAAUUUGCUCAUAUCUACCAACAAAGCUUCAAGCCAUGUUGUUAUUGUUUAAUAAAAGUGAAAGCCUUAAAUGUGCCAAAGUUGUUGUUUUGAACUUGGGUGCCAUCCUUUUCUUUCGCGGAAUCCAUUUUAAACCUCUAAAAUUAUGAAAAAAAAUCGCGAAGAUCUGAAUAGGCACAUUCCACAAAAGAUAAACGAAUUCGCCUCGUUGGCACUUGCCGGAAGGUACCCUUAGUUUAAUAUGUUGAUGUUCGUGUAUCUGUUUAACUUUAUUGCUAUGUUUCAACCCUAUUAUUGUAACUUUUUUUACUUUUCCUUCCUUCCUCGAUUAGGUAUAGGCUAAUUUGCGGGCAAGGAUUAAUUAUGGCAUGUGUGCAAAGUGUUUUUAAUAAACGUGAACUUGAACAAAAUAAUAAUAAUUGGAAUCUCUAACAGUAAUAACAAUUUAAAUCUCAAUUUGUGGUUGGACUGUAUUUGGUUGCCAUAACAGCUGAAUUUCUUUUUAGAUACAUACAGACGGAGAUACGAAUCCUCCACUGCCUUGUACCAAAUAUACGUUUUUUCGAAAUCUGAUCGGGCCAUAACUUAGUUCGCUUCUUCUUGGACAUGGAAUUUUACCCCCAUGUUUAAUAAGAUAGUAAAUAAUUAGCCUCAAAUUUCAGCUAUUUUUUCAACAGGAGAGGUUUGAAUUCUACUAACAGAAUAUUGAAAGAUAUUUGCGAAUUUACAAGUGUCUGUUUUCGAUACCUUCCAUGUUUUAAUCUUAACUUUUCUUAAGACAAAUAAUUUUGUCUACUCUGAAAUAAAUCGAGACGAAGGCGUUGUCUUGCCUCAUUUUGCACAAUGACUUUGCCCAGAGCUGAGGUAAUGCCAGAUUUCUCGAUAUUAAAACACCAAUGAGUACCUGAGUCUAGCAAGAGGUCUCAAUGAUAAUUAUAGCAUUGAUACGGGUACUAGUUCCUCUAGCGAGAGUGACUCUCACAACCAAACAAGUCUUAAGAUUAAACUUUUUAUUAUAAGGAGACUUACUCUUGCACUUCACAGUUCUUCACAACUUCCUCAACAACUUCUUUCUAACAACGUCUUUCUUCAACUAAUCUUGUGUGCUCUGCACCUUACUUUCUUUCUCUCUAAAAUCUACUCGUUCGCAUCUCGCUAUUUAUUUGUUUGUUGGUCGUUGACCAUAUCUUUCCGUUGAUAAUAUAUUUAUUUUGUCAUUAACAUAUAUUAACUUGUUACGCAAAAUUCCUUUUAAGAGUCUUUCUUUGGUUCUAAAGGAGAAUAACCGGUAAAAGAAACUAACUAAGCAAAGUUCGGUAAAAGGAACAGACUUUUACGCAGCUACUUUUAAGUUACUUGGUUCUUCAAAGCUAAAAAACCAAAAGUGCAAACUUUGUUAAUGACAAACGAAGGACAACUCCCAUGUUAAUAAAUGUGAGAACAAGAUAAAUAGAGGGAAAACUUUACCAACAAAUUUGGGCGGCAAAGUCAAUUAAUAAAAAUGUGGAAAUGUUCACUUAAAGGAUAAGCAUCUUGGAAGGGACGUCAAGUUCGGAGACAAGAUGUCCCGCUCAAAAACCUCAUUCCUAUAUUAACACACGAAAGAAGAAAUUCUUAACUUAGUCAGAACAUUCCUAAAGAGUCAUAGAAUGCACAAAGAAUAACCUGAAAAUACAUGAUGGUACAGAUGGGGGCUGUCCUUGGUCAAUAACCAUGCAACUAAGAAAUCAUGCAUAUGAUCUGAUUUCGUGCAUGGUGCAACAAGACACACUUUUAAUCUUUAAUCUUUUAGAUAAGAAGUUCAUUAGCAAAUGUUAUUUAUCUUCUUUGAUACUUAUUAAUAAACAGUCAAAAUGUUCCAGAACCUAGAAAGCUCUCUACAACGACAUAUAUCAGUAUUUAGUACUAAAACAGUGAAUAGUGUUUUUCGCGCGCUCUGAUUGGCUACUCAAUCAGUGAAUAUCCUGCACUAUUCACUGAUUCAACGCCAGUUCCUCCUAGUAAGCGACGCCAAACUCGCGUAAGUUGCGAGCAAAAUGCCUUUCCGGUUUGCUUUCGUAACAAACUAAGAAAUUUCACUACUAAUCAAGCAAGCUAUUCCCAAAAUACAUGAAGAAGGUGACGAAGUUCGGUUUGGCAGUUUUAACAGGUAAAGCUUUGUCUUUUUGACUUGAAUUUAUCGAUAAAACCGGUAAAAAAGUUUUUUGUUUACAAAUGCAAAUUAAGCUUAAGUCUUGCGUCACUUUAUUUAGUUGACUUGUUCGUAAAUACGCUUAAAACUAAAUUUAAUAAUCUUUUUUACAGAAUGAUUUUAAACACAAAAAGAGUUAACAACUCCUUUUGAAGAAACUUCCCCGCAAGAGCUAAACAAACGCCUUCAAAAGUUUUAUUUGUCGCCAAGAAAAAGCGACGACCGGGGCCGUUCGGUCAUCGCGCGCCAAAAUUGUAAUCGUUGGCAACAGUAAAUGAGUUAAAAAUCAUACUUUUGUGCUCAAUUAUCUCACUGCUUUAGUAUAUACUAAAACAAUUAUUCACCUCAGUGAAUAUUUAGUCUUAAUGCGUCGAAACCAAAGAAACGCUUCAUAUGACGAUUAAUUAAUCGGUGAAAAUGCUAACGUACGGAAAAAUGUUUGAGAUUCGGUGACGCACAGGUAUAAUUGUUUGGCAUCGGUACCUUAUAUGUUUUGAAAGAAACGUUCUUCAAGCUAAAGGCGUUGUGUUGCCUCAUUUUGGACAAUGACUUUGGUAGGAAAGGUCAUGUGCGAAGUUUCGAGAAAAAGCAGCCCAUGACUGAAAUAUUGGAACACCAAUAAGUAGAAGGUCCCAAUAUUAAUUAGGAUUAGGCCUUCGUAAAAUUCUUUCAUGCACAAUGCGUCGAAACCAAAGAAACUUUCUUUCAGUUUUCUUAAGACAAAUAGUUUUUCUUAUCUGAGAUAAACCUUCUUCGUGUCUUGCCUCAUUUUAGACUACGCCUCUGACAGCUUAGGUCAUGCGAGACGUUUCGAGAAAAUCAGCCCAUAACUGAAAUAUUGGAAAACCAAUGAGUACGUGAGCUGAGCAGGCUGAAUAUAUGGAACAGUAUUCCCGACAGUGAUCGUGCUCUACCUAAAUAUAAACUUAAGAAUACCCUACAGAGUAGCCUGCGCGCAGACGAAAUUAAACUCUGGUUAACUCCGUCUGCGAAACAGCGCCGAAAUCCUUGUUCUGGACUUCCAGCUGUGUACCCAGAUUUCAGUACGCGCCACGAUUGGCCAGUUAAAAAAGGCCUUUGUUUUGUUUGUCGUGAUCGCCAAUCAGGUUGAAGGGAAAUUCGAAACGCACUUCCGGUAAUUCGUUGAGUCCGUUGGGGGUUCAGAAAAAGGAUCUUUGCGCUGCUUCGCAGACGGUACUAAUCAGAGUUUAGUUAUCGUCUGCACGCAGGCUACCUACAGAGUCGGCUACUGGACAUUUUGAUACAGGAGGAUACUUAUGUUGGCGUUGCGUGCUUUAUUUGACAUAUUUAGUAAAUAUUAAAUUUUUAUUUUAAUUUCAUUCAUACCUUGUUUCAUUUACCUGUUUUGAAAUAUAUGUAUUUCCUGUCUUGUUAAUUGCCAACGAGGCAACCGAGCUAAAAGCGAGGUUGCCUUGGCUGCAGAAUUAUAACGCCGUGCAAUGUACGCCAAAACUCUCAAGUGUUCUGCGUAACCCCCUAAAACUUGCAUUUUUGACCAUAUUUGCAUGGGUGUAAGUAGCCUGCGUGGCAGGCGCAAAAAGGGGAGGGGGAGGGGGGAGGGAGAAAGGGAAAAGGGAAGGGAGCGCCUGCUCUAAGAGCCUAUGUUUUUGCAUAACGCCUACCAAUUUUCUAGUAAUCCGAUUACGCUUACUGUCAAUUAAGUGUCGCUACACUAGCCAUUGCAGAAAAGCAUUACACUCACGGACUAAAGAAAUUCGCUUAGUUAUUCACAUCCAGAAGGCACUUUGGAGAAAAUUGGAACACUUAUUCAGCCGUAAUAAAAAAAGCUUUACGCUUCAAAAGAGGUCAAAGAAAUUUCGCUUGCAUCAGAGGGCAAAUCCUGUCGACCAGAAAACAAUAACUACAGUCAAUCGAUAUGUAUGUCAUGACCUCUCAGUGUGAAACAUGCGGCUAAAAUAACAUUUGCUCAGUAUAAUUGCAGAACCUUGAUAAAUUGGCUAAAUCUUUCGCUGGGUAGCCCAACAAUUCCAUCUCCUGCAACUGGUCUUCGAUAAUACUUUUCAGUGGCGAAAUGACGAGAAUCACCGCAUUACCAUUUAGCUCGUAGUUCUUCGCGCGUACAAACAUCCGGUCCGCAAAACCGCCAGAACAUCUCUGUCGGCUAAAAGAGCCCUUACUGAUUCUUGCUCUGGUUUUAAAACAGUUUCUCUACCACUAGAUAAAUUCACAUCUCUCAAAGCACUCUCUACGACAUCCACGUCUACCGCUGCCAUCUCGACUGUUUGUUGAUUUGUGAAACGCGCAUUUCAAUAUGUUACUCAUUACGGCUCAGCCAAUCAGGAAUUUGCGGACGCCAGCGUCCGCAGAUAUGAACAAAAGGGGGUUCUUAGAGCAGGCGUCCCCUCCCCCUCUCCCCAAUCCCCCUCCCCUUUUUCCCUUCCUCCCUAUCCCCUACCCCCUACCCCUUUCGACGCCUGCUACGCAGGCUAGGGUGUAAGUAAGACCCCAUAUUUGGGUGGUGACGUCACGGUCUUGUAUUUACAACUCGUGGUCCGAAAUUGGGUGAUUCAGUGUGCAGCUGUUCCUUGUCUGUUCAAGAGGACCUAACAGGUGAGCAAGCUUUGAUACGAUUUGUAGUUUGAAAGGACAAUUAGUGCUCUGGUUUGCUUUAUAAAUUGCGUUUAAAGCAGCAGCUGAUCAGGGAAUAGGGUUUUACGCUCAAAUUUUUGUCAGAACCAGCUUGUUUUUUGCAGCUCGAUUUACAUUGAGGUAGCGUGUUCGCUUCUCGACUCAGAACCAGGCUUUUCAGUGUUCUCUUUUCCUUUGUGAAUUGAAUUUUAAGCGGUAGUUGAUCAAGGCAUAGGCUUAUAUUUUCAAAACUUUUAUCAGAACCAGCGUGUUCUUGACUUCCCAGGUCAAUUUACAUUGAGCCAGUCCGCACCUCCCGUGAAGAAUGCAACGUAUCUGCGGACCUUUUUUUAUAAUUUAUUUAUGUCUUUCGAGAGAUUUUGUCAAGCAGCAUGUUUUUUUGUUGCUCGAUUUACAUUGAGACAGCCCAAAACUCCCGUGGGGAAUGCAACGAAUUUACGGACCUUCACUGCCUUUUGUUUUGAAGACUAUCAUUAUGCCUUUCAAGAGACCCUUUGUCCUGCGACACUCGCUCAUUAGAUCUUCGUAUUUUAUUCAAGUUUAUAUUUUUAUACCUCUGAUACAUUCCGCCCCAUUCUUGCGCUUUUCACACAUUUUACUUUACACCAAUUUUUUCUGGUGUAUAUUACCAUGCGAAAUAUUUUUCUUAUCCCUGAUGACGCUGUUGCUCGGAAUUAAUUAUUAUUUUUAAUUUCAGCAGUCAAAGACCUCAUUUAAACUAUACUUUCUAACGUUUGUAGUUUUGGUACAAUGGAAUUUUCCAAGAAACCCAAGUGCUAACUUGCUCAUAUCUACCAACAAAGGUUCAAGCCCUGUUGUGAUUGUUUAAUAAAAGUGAAAGCCUUAAAUGUGCCAAAGUUGUUGUUUUGAACGUGGGUGCCAUCCUUUUCUUUUGCGGAAUCCAUUUUAAACCUCUAAAAUUAUGAAAGAAAUAUCGCGAAGAUCUGAAUAGGCACAUUCCACAAAAGAUAAACGAAUUCGCCUCGUUGGCACUUGCCGGAAGGUACCCCUAGACUAGGGGUACCUUCCUACCUUCCUAGACUAGGGGUACCUUCCUACCUUCCUUGUAAACUAGUAGUUUAGACUUAACUGUUAACAAUUUACUGUUUGCACUAUCAAACUAGACCACUUAAGAGCGAAUGCACAGAAAAAUCGAGCAAAAUCGGCAAAUCGUGGCCACAGCUCAAAACCUAACUUACCCUCAUUUUCAGUCUGUAAUAAGGUUUUAAUGAGUUUAUAACACUGCUGAGGUUUAAAUUUCAAAAUGCGGCCGAACUUGGGAAUUAUUUGAGAUUUUCGAUUUCAACGGUCUGCGGGCCUAAAAUUAGCCGCCGAACACGGCAAUAUAGCCUGGCGACAGAGAUGAGCUGACUUUCAUAAACGAGCGAAUAUAUUGGCAAUCUUCCACUUAAAUCUCAAAAAGCAGAUAUCUAACAAUUUCUGAACAGCACAUUUUUUAGAUUUAGAGAAUAAAAUAUCGACGAACGAGCACAAUUUUGAAACGUAAUUUGCAUAAUGCUUAUAAAUACAACAAUUUACCGCUAAAACCAAAAUCGAAUUUUCUAUAUGGGGGAAUUCUCCAAAUCACCCCAAAUCCCGCUUACUACCCAAUAAGAUAUAGUACUUCAACAUUAUCUGAAAGUUAGUCUGGUGUUCUUGCGAACGCUUGUAAAAUAGAUUGAUUAUUUUGAGGUUAUUUUGCCCCAAACAACCGCUAAUUGACCCAAGGGUCAGUUGACACGUGCACGUCACCUUAGUUUUAUGCAUCGAUUUGAGCUCGUUAAAGGGAGAAACUAACAAGAUUCUUUUAACAUGUACCUGUUUUAAUGAAAUACACGCAAUCUUCAAAAGGAGAGGCCGUUCAAUGGGUAAUUUCUGUUCUUGAGAUCUUGUAGAUUGUACCAUGGCGUCUGCGAGUGGACCUGAGUCUAGGUCUGUUUUCCCGUGACUGCGAAAUCAGAAUAACAUCGAGAAAUAAUUCUCCCUCGAAUCUUCGUAAGUGAAUCAGCUUUGCAGUGCCUUACCUGAGAUAAAAAGUGGCCCGAAUAGCAAAACAUUUCUAGCGCAAUUUGGAUCCUUUGUGGAACGCAGUGUAUUGCUGAGCGAAAGGUGAGUAAACAAACGUGGGAAAGUACGUUACCUUUGAUUGCGUGACCAGCCGGUAAACGAUAGUCUCCAGCGAAAAAUAGGAUUCGCAAAAAUCUUGCUGAUGUAUAUUUAACAGUUUGUUACUAUAAAUUUACAGCUGGUUUGCCUAAAACUUUAAACAAUGCAUAUCUGUCCAAGAGUAUAAGAAUGUUUCGAAAGAUCCACCCCUAAAUAACUGUGGGCUACUCCUUUUCCCCAUCACCGAUGUGCACUUUCUUCCCACUGUCUUUUGCGUGAGGCUUGUAUGCCUUUUUAACUGUUACCGACACUUAAAACUGGCCGUUUAAGGCCUGGUUUAAGAACUUGACUGACUUAAAAAAACCGUCGCGAACAUGCGCUAUUAUUGUUUGACUUUGGAAGCUUUAAGCCGAAAAUGAUGGUGCAAUCUCGAGAAAUUUGCCCGAGUCUAAUUAUAAGACAGGGGAACGGGUACUAAGAAAGGGACGGUCUCAUUUAGCAACCCGUGGACAAUCUGGGCAUGCUUGCCUUCUGUCGCAGGGGCAACUGUUAAGGCCAGGUACGCCGCCCCACCCGAGAGGAUUGCAUGGCAUCCACCAUUUCAGUCGCUUUUUCCACAUUAUGACCUUCAAUUAUCAUGAAUUAUAAUGCGGGCCGUGAUCGUUGCCACCUUACCAGAAGUCUAAUCUUCGCACUGUUAGACCAUGAGAAUCUCUAUUAUUAUUCCAUAAAGGCACCAUUGACAUUUUCUUGCUCAGUGUCCGGUAAACCGAUACUCCGAAGCAAAAAUAGCUUUACAACGACUCUAUCCAGGCCAGAACUCCUGAUAUCAACAAAUAUACCCCACCCCUGCUAAAGAGGGCAAACGUUCCCCGAACUACACACUUGACCCACCCCAUCCCUUCGUUAAGAAAAAAACUACCCACUCAGUCCACUGGACAAAACGCGCUCGUGAAUAUACCAUACUAUAGCCGUUCAUCCUACAAGCAAUCUCAGUUUCAGCAGGCGUGGCCACGUUUCCAGUUACUGUAAGAUUAAUUCAACACCUGCAACAGACACUGUAAAUUAAAUAGCAGCCACAACACCCUUCUUUGAAACCGUCAGGACGAGAAAGUUUAGUGUGCGCGGCGGUUUUCUUCCUUCCCUCCCAUUGUAGCACUCAAAUUCUUACCCUGAUAUUAAUUCUAGUAGUAAUCAAUCGUUCCUGAGCCGAUAGGCACCAGGAUACCAGCUUCUUGCAAAAUAUGCUGUGACAUCCGUUUGCUCAUCUCCCUUUCUGCCUUCCGCCGCUGAUUAGGUUUGGUUCUGUGCUUUAAAAUAACUUUAGGAACGAAACAUGAUACGUGAGGGCGUGUCCGGCUAAGGGCAAGUGACUCUCGGUGGUGAAGACAUAUACUGAGCUUGUCAGUAUUUCGUAGCCUGUACCACGUCACGAAAAUAGAACAAGCAAAAAAAAAAAAUAAGACGCCUUUCUUUCCCCAGCUCCCGCAGGUUUUUCGCUUUACUUUUUACUGCACAACUGAUUGUACCUUUUCGAACCGGAGCGAACAUGGACGCCCUUGGGGUUAAGUUUCCACUUCAUUUUCGGCACCUGACUAAACGCAAGCGCUGACUUGUGCGCCUAUGCUUCGUUUGCACUGAAGUAGCAGUAUAUGACCACGACAGACUUGCUGCUAUCCUUGGUUUGAAACCGCAGUGGGCAAGAACAAUUUCUUGAAAAGAGCAAACUAUUUCCUCCUUAGCGGGCAUGGAGAACAACUACUAGGACUUAAGCAAUGCCAUUGCUCAAGUCCUACUAGACUUGAAAAGAGAAAGCAUGAUGCUUUCUCUUUUUAAUGAUUUACAGCUAAACAGUACAAUUUCAUGUAUCUUUUACGCAAAAUUAAAUACUUAGUUGUUUGCAGAAUUGCAUUUAACAACAAAUUACAGAAAUUUGACUAAGUUUAGAUCUCAUAGAUAAGAAUUGCACGGAAAAAACUUUUUUAAAAAAAAGUCAAAAAAUAAUGUUUGCUGGAAAAUCACUUAAUGGACAUACAAUAGCAGAGAUAUCAUGCCUGUAAUUUUCUGUUCAAUGCACCUUAUGACAAGUCUGGCUAAUCCACUGGUAACCCAUGCCUUAAAACCGCCUUGAACCUUAAAAUUUAAUCCAUUUGCCUUUCAUGCGUAGUGCAAAUAUAUCUUCUGAACACUCUGGGGUUGGGGUAAAAUCAGAAGAACAGAACAUUCAGUUACUGUACCAUUUUUAAAAAGUGGGACAGUAUGUUUGCUAAUCAUCUUAGUUAAUCGCUUUUAAAAUAGGGCAAAAGGACACCUGGUCAUACAGGAAAAUGAAUUUACUGUAUCCCGAAAGCUUUGGUUUCCGUGCACUUCUUUUUUCGCAGGAGACAAUCGAUAAUUGCCUGGUCACGUAAUCGGAGGUGAGUAACUAAUUAAAAGUCAUUGAUACCAUCGCCGCUUAGCAAAUACACUACGUGCUGCAAAGGAUCCAAAUAGCGCUAGAAUGUUUUCCUAUUCGGGCCACUUUUUAUCUCAGGUAAGGCACUGCAAAGCUGAUUCAUUUACGAAGGUUCGAGCGAGAAUUAUUUCAUGAUGUUAUUCUGAUUUCGCAGUCACGAGAAAACAGACCUAGACUCAGGUCCACUCGCAGACGCCAUGGUACAAUCUACAAGAUCUCAAGAACAGAAAUUACCCAUUGAACGGCCUCUCCUUUUGAAGAUUGCGUGUAUUUCAGUAAAACAGGUACAUAUUAAAAGAAUCUUGUUAGUUUCUCCCUUUUAACGAGCUCAAAUCGAUGCAUAAAACUAAGGUGACGUGCACGUGUCAACAGACCCUUGGGUCAAUUAGCGGUUGUUUGGGGCAAAAUAACCUCAAAAUAAUCAAUCUAUUUUACAAGCGUUCGCAAGAACACCAGACUAACUUUCAGAUAAUGUUGAAGUACUAUAUCUUAUUGGGUAGUAAGCGGGAUUUGGGGUGAUUUGGAGAAUUCCCCCAUAUAGAAAAUUCGAUUUUGGUUUUAGCGGUAAAUUGUUGUAUUUAUAAGCAUUAUGCAAAUUACGUUUCAAAAUUGUGCUCGUUCGUCGAUAUUUUAUUCUCUAAAUCUAAAAAAAUGUGCUGUUUAGAAAUUGUUAGAUAUCUGUUUUUUGAGAUUUAAAUGGAAGAUUGCCAAUAUAUUCGCUCGUUUAUGAAAGUCAGCUCAUCUCUGUCGCCAGGCUAUAUUGCCGUGUUCGGCGGCUAAUUUUAGGCCCGCAGACCGUUGAAAUCGAAAAUCUCAAAUAAUUCCCAAGUUCGGCCGCAUUUUGAAAUUUAAACCUCAGCAGUGUUAUAAACUCAUUAAAACCUUAUUACAGACUUAAAAUGAGGGUAGGUUAGGUUUUGAGCUGUGGCCACGGUUUGCUCGAUUUUUCUGUGCAUUCGCUCUUAAGUCAGAAAUUUGACACAAUAUUGCUUUAGAACAAUGCUCAGGAAUAAAAAUGCAGUCAAAGCUCCUUUUAGUGGAGAGCUUUGAGAGUUACUGAGUUUUUCGGGUAUAAUAUUCAUUAGAUAAGAAAAUAUUUUUUUGUUCAAGGCGGCCGCAUUGCAGUAGAACAUUUUUCUUACGAGUGUCCCUAUAUAUCAAGGCGGCUUCGACUUAUUGUAUCACAGGCAGACCACCCUCUGUUAUUGGGGGCCGUCGUUGAUUGAAAUCUGAGCAACGAUCGUUUGUUAUUUAUAGAAGAAAUACAUAUGAACAAUACGGUGGCUGUAAUUUGUUCCAAAAUGCAGAAUUCAAAGCAAAUUUUUCAAUAGACGUUUGAGGAAAAUGCUAACUGAGCCAUGUGUCAUGCUUUUUUCGCCGUGUGGUGCUGUUUUAAGCGCUAUUUUGCGAGAUGAAUAUUUGACCUCGGCGGUUAGUUCUAACCGCCGAGGUCAAAUAUUCAUCUCGCAAAAUAGCGCUUAAAACAGCACCACACGGCGAAAAAAGCAUGACACAUGGCUCAGUUAGCAUUUUCCUCAAACGUUUAUUGAAAAAUUUGCUUUGAAUUCUGCAUUUUGGAACAAAUUACAGCCACCGUAUUGUUCAUAUGUAUUUCCUCUAUAAAUAACAAAAGAUCGUUGCUCAGAUUUCAAUCAACAACGGCCCCCACUAACAGAGGGUGGUCUGCCUGUGAUUGUAUUGCCUUUCUUCAAUGAGUAACCCAGAAGGGCAACAAAAAUCUGGGCGUAUUAACGCAGUGGUCGUUUUCAGAUAUCGAAAUGACUGACUUUUUUUCUUUUUGGUCAAAAAAAGCGAGGACGAGGCACUGCAUUGUCAGUGAAUCGAAACAGGGUGAUAGUAAAGUAAGGCGGAGUAAGUUUUUAUUAUUAAGACCUGCUUGGUCUUUUGCAAAUAGAUUUAUGUAAUUUAUGUUUUAGAGAGCUAUUCUGAGCUGUUUUUCUUGCAUAUAAUUUUUAAAUCUUUAGGACUCUUUCUCCAGACAUGACCGCAAGUCGAGUGAUAUUUCUGUCCUUGCUUUACUUGGUGAUGGGGCAUUGUAAGUACGCUCAUAUGAACAACUAGCAGGGCAAAAAAAUCCCUUUCUAAGUAUAGUAGUAAUCAACCUCAGUAUUACACUUUAACAAUAGUUUUAGAAUUUGCGUGGACCGUUAAUUUGAUAUUGUGAUAGAUGUAUAUGAAAUAACUCAUAUAAUUUUAAUUUAAUUUGAUAUUGGUGCUUCUUUUUUCAGUUUUCUCCUAGACCAAAUUAGACACUCCGAGUCCUUGAGCGAUUUCGCAGUAAACUGAAAAGAAAUCUAUAUUUUUUAACGUUCCAGUUUAAAGAAUUUGGAGGUGAUUAGGUGAUCAUGAUUUUCAGCCUAACUGUCAAUUUCCAACGGUAAUGUAUACACAAACGGAACCUAGAAUUUUUCUUUCCGCAAUUUACAGUCAACUCCCUGGACACCUCUGUGCACAAGACGAACACCUCCCUAACUGACGGACACCUUGAAUGGUCCCUGCCUUUCUUUACUCCUUAUAGUUUAUUAUCUACUUUAUAAGAUGGACGUUUCUUAGACGGACGGCUGGCGGAACCAAAAGGUGUCCGUCUUAGAGCAAGUUGACUACAUUUCGUUUACUGCUUCGCUCACGGGCACUUCAUUCUUGGCCACUCGCUCGAAUUCGCGUACCAGGACUCACGCGGUACGCAGUCAAAUCUCAGUCACGUUUCAAAUGUUUGAAAAAGAAAUAAAAAUUGAUUUCGUUUCUACCACAUAGCUUCCCAAUCUGCCUGUCCCUUAGACUUUGAAACUGGAAACCUUGACGGAUGGAACUUGACCGGCACUGCGUUCAAUAAUCAACCAACGUACGGUGACAACCCCACAGCUCGGAACAGGGGGCAGCCAGCCAAUCAACAGGGGGACUGGUGGAUCGGAGGCGCCGAAGACCGUCCCUGUCCUCAAGUAAAAGCGGGUUAUGUUAUACUGGACGGACCCCAAGGGAAUUUAACUUCCCCACCAUUUGCUAUCAUUGGUAACGGCUCGAUCAACUUCUUGAUUGGUGGUGGCUGUUCCAUCGAUGUCGUCAGAGCAGAGUUGAUUGUAAAUGAUCAGGUGAGAGCGCAUUACAUACAUUUAACCCAACAGUUAAACAAGUUUAGCAGGUAGAAAAUGAUUUCCUAAUAUGACGUCACGAUCUCCGCGCAUGUGAUCCUGGAAAGAAGAAAUGGACACAGGGAUCCCAAAGCACGAACGCACUCAAGUACACAGGGUUCGAGCAAUUCUUGACUUUCACUACUGAAAAUUACAGUAGUUGAAAUACGCUUGUUGACUUGCCCAAUUGUAUAUAUUGUUUUUUAGGUAGUCAGAAGAGCUACUGGAAACUGCACUGAGACGAUGAGCCGUGAAAGCUGGGACGUGCAUGAAUAUGUGGGCCAGCUUGCUCGUUUGCGUUUGGUGGAUGCCAGCUCAGGAGGCUGGGGUCACAUCAACUUUGACGAUAUGAAGGGAGACAUUUUCUGUUGCAAUUGUUGAGACAACGAAUCAGUCAAUUGAAUUUAAUAAA
Porites lobata is the source of this 24713-nucleotide messenger RNA. The record is from the annotation of a GenBank genome assembly. NCBI's taxonomy places the organism in Eukaryota, Metazoa, Cnidaria, Anthozoa, Scleractinia, Poritidae.